AUGCCUUUCUACGUCAUGGAGUGGAAGAUGCGCGCCGGCUGUCCGAAGAAGGCUUUCGAGGCCGAGUUCCUCGAGUGGAAUACCACGCCCGUGCUCCCAGACGAAGAGGCGGGUGCGACGGCGGCGAAGGUCUUCCCAGAGUUCGCAAAGUGA
This is a messenger RNA of Emiliania huxleyi CCMP1516, 153 nucleotides long. RefSeq lists its product as hypothetical. The record is from RefSeq and is a predicted model, not a curated record. The transcript is spliced from 2 exons. Bases 1 to 153 code for a protein of 50 amino acids. Lineage: Eukaryota; Haptophyta; Isochrysidales; Noelaerhabdaceae.